UGGUUACAAUUUAUUGCUGCCUGGCAUCCCCUUUGGUUACAUCUUGUGUUAUUGUCUUACUUAAAUUAUAAACGUUUUUAUCAUAAGUAAUGUCUUUUAAAAGGGAAGGCAAUGAUAAGCAUCUUCUUAAUAUUUUAAGACAAAGGCGUAUUAAAGAUCUUCUGGCUGAUGACAUUCCACAAGAUGAGGCUACACUUCUUAGUAACGGCAGACUUGCAUGUACUGUGUGUUCCAGUCGCCCAGUCUUUGACACCGUGAAUAUGCUUACAAUUCAUCGCCAUGGAAAAAAACAUAUAGCAAGUAUGCUUCACAAAGAGAGAGAAAAGCAAGAAUUGAAGAAUCUCAUCAUAAAACGUAAACAUGAACAGUUUCUAAAAGAUGGAACAACCAAUAUUCAACAGGCUUCAGCAAAUCACAAGGGAUUUGGGUGCAGUUUGCCCUAUGAUCCUCGGGUGAAAAAACACAAACUAAAGCCAUACGACAGGAAACCAACAUUAAAUUUAAGUGAAACUUACUCUGCACCAACUGGGCUGGUUUCUUUUCUAGGUAUGGGAACAGUUCCUGAAGUUUCUCAUCCAGAAAAUCAGUUUAAAGAAAAAACAAUUAUUAAAAAUGGCAACCUGUCACCACAUGCAACCGAUACAGUUAGUGGGAGUACUUUACCUGGUAACAGAGACAUGAAAAAGUGUGUAACUGUACCACUUGAAAAGAAACAUGCAGCCAAGAAGAAAUCUGUUGUUCAAAGCAAGAAAAGCAAAUUGCUUGAGAUGAUAACAAUGCAGCAAGAAGGACCUGUUAAACAUUCUAGUCAGUUGAGUAAAAUAUUUAAAACACCUGAAGAUGACAAAUCUACCAGUAUACAUGUAGUUGAUCGGCCUUACAGAAGCAAAAAGGAUAGACAAUUGGUUUUUCAUGCAGAUUCCAAAACAGAAACAAUAGCAUUUAAUAAGGAACAUUCUCUGAUUAAAAUUAGUUUGAAAAAAUCCAUUGUAAACAAGAAUUCAUUUGUUCCAAGUGGAAAUGUGAAGAAAUUUCAGGUUAAGACAGACAGUUGUGAUGAUAAAUUACGGACAAUACCAUCAUGCCAACAGUCAGGAGAGUCACAGUGUCAAAAAACACAUCUUGAAGAAUCUAGUGCAAGUAAAAAGGAAGAGAAAACGGAUCAUGGAAAGCGUUGGCAGUUGGGAGGAUCAGGAUGGAAGCGAGAUUGGGAUGGGAAAUGGAUCAAGGAAGAAGAAGCAGAAUUUGACUCUGAUGAGGAACCACCAGAGUUAUUGUGACAGCACUAGUUGUGAUGAUCAUCAGCAUUAUUUUGACACAAUUAUGAUGACAGAAUCAUUAGUUAUUAUGAAGGAUAAGAUAAUUGGGUCAUCAGACUCAAAUGAAUAUAGGGUUCGAACUUAAGAAUUUGUCUCCCACAGCAACUGGGGUUUUUAAAUUGCCAUGGGUGAAAUGACCCACCGAGAGCAAUUUUUAAAUUAGUAACUUUCGCAACAAAUAAACAUGACUGAAAAGUUAUUUUCAUGAAGACAAAUUUCAAAUGUACAAAUGUUAUGCACUGGCAGAUAAUGUACAUUUUGCCAUCAUUGAGCUUUACCGAUGGCACUUUUAUGUUGUUGGUGAUGCUCCCGAUUUACGGCAAUUUAUAUCCCAGCAAUGGCAGUUGCUGUCGUUGCCAUCAUUACAUUCGAGCCCUGUGAAUAUCCAAUCUUUUAUUGCAGAUAGAAAUACCAAUUAUCAGUUGAAACAAUUUUGUAACAGAACACAACACUGUGACAGUAAUUUAUUAAUAUGGCACUUUUGCCAGUUUUAAUAUUUUUACAUCAAUUGUGUACAACUGAAAAUUCUUUCUCUCAAAGAAACAUAAAAUAAAAGUUGAUGCGUGGUA
Messenger RNA from Gigantopelta aegis, 1888 nucleotides. RefSeq lists its product as uncharacterized. The record is from RefSeq and is a predicted model, not a curated record. Lineage: Eukaryota; Metazoa; Mollusca; Gastropoda; Neomphalida; Peltospiridae. Gene Ontology annotation, cellular component: nucleus. The transcript has 6 exons. Gene Ontology annotation, biological process: RNA splicing. Bases 90 to 1280 code for a protein of 396 amino acids.